UUUGGGGUGGCCUUUCUCUCAUCUGGUUCUGUUGCUUUUUUUUUUCAUUUCAGGCAUAGGAAGAGGAAGAAGAAGUCGGCAUCGCCAGUCCUGACCCAGACGACAGCUGCGACAUAG
This is a messenger RNA of Linum tenue, 117 nucleotides long. The record is from the annotation of a GenBank genome assembly. NCBI's taxonomy places the organism in Eukaryota, Viridiplantae, Streptophyta, Magnoliopsida, Malpighiales, Linaceae.